AUGGACCCCAGCUCUCACAAACGCUAUCAUCUCCACGAGUGGCAGCCAUUAGGAAUGUUUAAUAAAUAUUUUUCUGGAACAGUUGAAAAAUAUAUCACUGAGGAGGUUGUGAGAUUUCCAAUUGAACAGAUUUAUAAGGUGGCAGGGCAAGGUCAAAUUACUGGAGAAUGUUUGAUUGAUCUCUCUGUGGGCCCUGCCAUUUACCAUCUAUUACCCAUUUUUGAGUUUUUCAAAGACAUCACUAUUUUAGAAUUUAAUGAUUUCUGUGUGAAAGAACUCAAGGAAUGGAAAAAUAAGGAGUCAGAAAGCUACGACUGGACGCAUGCCUUAGCGAUUAUGGCAGAAUUGCAAGGUACAAGCUUCAAGGGCAAUGAAAUGGAAAACGCUUUAAGAAGAAGUAUCUCGCACAUUUUAAAAUGUGAUUUCACCAAGGAAACCUUUACAGAACAAUUCUUUCUACCAAAAGCAGACUGCGUGCUCAGUAUGUACGUCUUGCACUUGGUUUCUGACCAUGAAGAUGACUACAGCAGGAACUUGAAAAAAGUGUCAGGAAUGCUAAAACUGGGUGGGCAUCUGCUGCUAUUUGGAUUAUUUAACGCAAAAUAUUACACCAUAGGUGAGAGUAAAUUUCACUUAUUAGCAACUGAUAAAAAGUCUGUAGAGGACAUUAUGAGAGAAGCAGGAUUUGUUAUCGAACUCCUGGAAGUGAAAGAAAGCAAAAUGCGCGAUGAUACAACAUAUUUGGAACAGUUUUAUUUUAUUAAGGCCUUAAAAAAGAGCAAUGCGUUUGUUUAA
Messenger RNA from Pelobates fuscus (common spadefoot toad), 795 nucleotides. Its product is annotated as nicotinamide N-methyltransferase-like. The coding region runs from base 1 to 795 and encodes 264 amino acids. Gene Ontology annotation, cellular component: cytosol. Gene Ontology annotation, molecular function: N-methyltransferase activity. The transcript is spliced from 3 exons. NCBI's taxonomy places the organism in Eukaryota, Metazoa, Chordata, Amphibia, Anura, Pelobatidae. The record is from RefSeq and is a predicted model, not a curated record.